UGACGUGUUGUAUACACGGUUAUAUUAUAGUUUAUUUUAAACCACGAUUAUAUAACACCAUUAAUUAUGAAAAACAGAAUAAAAUAAAUCGAUUUAGAUAAAUUUACUGAUUAAGUUAAAUCUGGAUUCGUGGAAUGUGAGUACCUACUUAAUAUGAUCUAAAGUGGGUACCGACUACCGAGUGCAUACUGCAUAUUUUAAAUCAUAAUCCCGAUUAUAAAAAAAGUGAUGGUGUAUACAACGUUGAGCGUAUACGGAUUUCCCAUUUUCAUUUUAAUAAAAUAUCGUGAUUUAAACGGCUCAUCAAAUAUCUGUCAGAUAAAAUUCAAAAACAUUAUCGAAAGUCAAAAAAUGAUGAACAGUCCAGUUGAGAAAGAAAACUUAACUAAGUGUAUGGAUACGAUGGUCUUUGAAUCAAUUUUAUCACCAUCUCAAUCAAGUUCGACAUUCAUGAUGCACAGUCCUAUUACAAGUGGUCGUCCACCAUUAGAAGAUYAUGAUCUUAAUUUACAAGACAGUGGUUUUUUUUCGGAGCUCUCUGAAGAUUCCAGGUCAUCAACUGGAUUUGAACCCAAAACUGUAAUUGAAAAGAAAAAUUCAUCAUUAAAUGUUUCAUGGUCAGAUUCAAUUGUUAGCCAUAAUGGAAUCCCAGAAAUAGAUGAUCUAUUUCUAGACAAUGUUAAUUCUCCAGCAAUAUUGUCACAAGAUUCACUUCCGGGUGAAUUUAAAACUUUGAUUGAUGGAGAUAUUUGUGCCUUACAUUCGCCAAUAAUUAAACCUAUUGUCAGACGAAGAAAUUUUAAAUAUGAUUCAGUGACAGCUCUGAAAGUUGAUUUUGAUUUUGGAGAUAUUAAUAACACUAAUAUUGUUGUGAAAAAACGUAAAUUAUUUAAUGAAUUUGAGUGUCCUUCUGAGAAAUCAAUUGUAUGUAAAAGGUUAAAGCCUAAUUUUGAUCUUAAAAUAUCAUUUGAUUCUCCAAGAAUAGACAUAAGAAAUACUUCUUUAACUGCUCCUGUAUUGCACAAAAAAACUACACUAUUUGAUUAUGGGUUUUUCAAAAAUAAUGUUUCCAAGCUCCAAAGGUCACUCUCAACUAAUGAAGCCACAAUAAAAGCUGCAUUUGAGAAAGAGGAUAAUGCAUCAAAUUUAAUUGGUGACUUCAGUCAAUCAUUUAUAUUGCCUUUGUUAUCACUUGGUCGUCAUGCAGAUCUCCGUAGCAUAUCUCCUGAUACAUUAGCUCAUUUAUUGGAGGGCUCAUUCAAUGAUUGCAUCGACUCCUAUCUUAUAAUAGAUUGCAGAUAUCCCUAUGAGUAUGAAGGUGGUCACAUUAGAGGUGCAAUCAACAUAUUUACCAAAGAGCAACUAUUUAAAAAUUUUAUUGAAAACAAAUUGGGUAAAAAAUUUCAAAAAACUGAUAAAGUUAAUGCAAAGAGAAAUGUUUUGAUAUUUCACUGUGAAUUUUCAUCGGAAAGAGGUCCAAACCUAUCACGAUACCUACGUAAYGUAGAUAGGCAAAAGAACGGUAUGCGCUAUCCUUACUUGGACUAUCCAGAAAUGUAUUUGCUUGAUGGUGGGUACUGUAAAUAUUACAGUCAACACAGGCGUUUAUGUGUUCCGCCUAGCUAUCGUUCAAUGUAUGAUCCUGCCCAUAUCUCAGAACUAAGAAAGUUUAGGUCCAAAUCUAAGACAUUGGGUUUCAAUUAA
Diuraphis noxia (Russian wheat aphid) is the source of this 1704-nucleotide messenger RNA. RefSeq names its product M-phase inducer phosphatase 3-like. The record is from RefSeq and is a predicted model, not a curated record. Gene Ontology annotation, cellular component: nucleus; cytoplasm. Gene Ontology annotation, biological process: positive regulation of G2/MI transition of meiotic cell cycle; protein dephosphorylation; G2/M transition of mitotic cell cycle. NCBI's taxonomy places the organism in Eukaryota, Metazoa, Arthropoda, Insecta, Hemiptera, Aphididae. Gene Ontology annotation, molecular function: protein tyrosine phosphatase activity.